UUACAAACUGGGGAAGUAGCUGCGGCAGAAGCCCCUAGGGUCAAGAAAAAGACGAAGAAAGUGGUGGCGACCCUGAGGGGUUCCAGGGAAGGUGCAGCAUCGGCGGCUUGCUGGGAACGAGGACUGUGUGGGCCUCUGGGGCAGACAGGCAGCUCAGGGUCCUGGGGCGAAAGCGUGGAUUCUAGGCGUCCGGAGAGGGCACCCAUAGGAGCGGCCUUGCAGAAGCCGAGCUCUAGCCAUCAUGACCACCCUCCAAGCUAGGAAGGACCCGGCCCCCCGGGGUGUAUCUCCCACCCCCAGCAAGAUCCCCGUUCGCUCUAGGAGACGCCCGCCGCUCCCUACCGACAAACCCUGCGCCCCAGACCAGGAGAACCAAGAUCCCAGGGAAAAGGUGCAUGGCUUAGCAGACCCCAGGCCUAAAGCCACGGGUCAAGCCAAGAAAUCAGAGAGAAUGGUGGGGAGCCCUCAACUCCGUAACCCCUUGGAAGAGCUCAGGUCCAGCCCUGGGGGUCAAAAUGUGGGGCUUAGGCCGCCUCCACCUCCCCAGACAGAGGCUCCAGGGACCAUAGAGUUUGUGGCUGACCCUGCAGCCCUAGCCACCAUCCUAUCAGGUGAGGGGGUGAAGAGCUGUCACUUGGGGCGACAGUCUAGCCUGGCACAGAGAGUACUGAUUCGAAGCGGCACCAUGCGGAGAGGCCAGGGUGUCCGGGCAUCUGCAUAUUUGCCCCCCAGGACCCCUAUCAACCGACUGGACCCAGCCAGGGCUUCCUGCUUCUCCAGGCUAGAGGGAUCAGGACCCCGAGGCAGGACCCUGUGCCCCGGGAGGUUAGAGGCACCGAUUCCAUCUUCAAGACCUUCCUUCCACCCGUCUACUCGCCCCAGUUUCCAGGAGCUAAGAAGAGAGACAAGUGGCAGCAGCCGGACUUCAGCGCACCAGGCCACAGGGUUGCAGGAGGAGACCCCGGUCCAUUGUGCCUCCUCUCUCCCUGGGAGAGAGCACAAAACCAUCCACUCAGGUGGAGGAGGAGGAGGCCUCUUUGGUCUGGCCCAGCGAGUACCGUUAAGAGAAACUGGAGGAGUGACUCACACCAGGGACAGUCGUGACUCCCAUCUAAUGCCCACUCCUGGCAGGGUGCUGCCACCUUCCAGCUCCCACCCGUCACCCUUUGGGCGGGCUCAGCGUAUACCCUCCCCAAGCCCCUGUACUCAGAAUUCAAAUUCAGCAUUGCAUCGUCUUGCCGUUCAUUCCAAAACCCAGUUCACACCUAUCACAUCUGCCCCCAGGGUUCAGCAGGCCCAGCAGUUGAGUGGCUUCUCUCCUCAAUCUUGCCUUGAAGAGCCUGCCUUGCCUUGGGAGCAGGUUACCGUCCGGUUAUUUGACCAGGAGACUUGCUUAAGGUCACAGGAGGGGCCCAGAAAACCACCUGUGGCAACCCCUUACGAGGCUCCUCCCAGUAAAAACCCCAACUGCCAGGAGCUGAAGAUGCAGCACAUCAUUGUCCUGCAGCAGCUUUUGCAACAGGAAGCAGAGAGGCUGGUGGCGGGUGCACCCCCUGCUGGAGGCUCCUCCUCUCUGGAUAUGCUGCAACUUCAGCCCCUACUAGCUGAGAUUUCUAGAACUCUGAAUGGCCCAGAGCAUAAUCCGGACACCUUUCACCUUUCUGGACUGUCACAACACUCUGGGCUGCCAAAGCCCUGCCUGCUUGAAGAGCACAGAGAACCACAGCCUGACCCUGGAGCAGAGCCCGAAAGACUACCACAGCCCGGUCCCAGAACAGAGUCUGAAAGACAAUCACAACUCAGCUCUAGAAGAGAGCCUGAGAGAUCACUACAGCUCAGCCCUGAAACAAAGUCUGAAAGACCACCAGAGCCUGGCUCUGGAAACAAGUCUGAAAGUCCACCAGAGCCUGGCCCUGGAAACAAGUCUGAAAGUCCCCCACAACCUGGCCCUGGAACCAAGUCUGAAAGUCCCCCACAACCUGGCCCUGGAACCAGGUCCGAGAGUCCACCACAGCCUGACCCUGAACCUGAACCCAAGUGUCCACCACAGCCUGACCCUAAAGCAGAGCCUGAGAGACUACCACAGCCCAGUCCUAGAACAGAGUCCAAGAGACAAGCACAACUCAGCUCUGAAACAGGGCCCAAGAGAUCACCACAGCCCAGCCUUGGAACAGAGCUUGAGGUAGCUCAGCCCUGUCCUCCAGCCGAAUUAAGACCUCCAGGGUCCUGGCACAGGGGAGAGCUUAGCCCCCCUCAGGCCUUCCCCCAGGAGCAAACUGGACUUCCAAAGCCCUUCUCUAGAGACGAGUCCAAGGCAGCACAGGCUUGCUCCCUGAAACCUAGGGAUUCUGAACCCACCCCACAGCCCCGCUGCACUCAGCGAACUCCAGUCACCAGCAACCUGAUGACCCAAAGGCUGCAAUGUGCCAGCCCCCAGCCCCAUUGGCUGCACUCUCUAAAGCCCGCAGCAGGCCUGGCAGGCCCCAGCAGUCGGCCCCCCCGAGCCCUAGCCCUGAGGCAGCGCCUCAAAGCCUGUCUGACUGCUAUCCACUCCUUCCACGAGGCCUGCCUGGAUAAUGAGUGUGCCUUCUAUACCAGCCGAGUGCCCCCCUCGGGACCUCCUCGCGCCUGCACCAACCCUGUGGCCACGCUACUGGACUGGCAGGAUGCGCUGUGUUUUGUUCCCAUAGGUUCUGUUGCCGUCCAAGGCUCUCCAUCAUGAAGCACCCACCUCCACCCACUCCUGCCCCUCCUUGCUCCUUCUUUUUAGCUUAUUUAUUGUUGCCCACUCCACAGAAAGUGGAGCGACGACACCCUUUUAUCCUUCAAUAAAGUAUCUAACGGGU
This is a messenger RNA of Erinaceus europaeus (western European hedgehog), 2846 nucleotides long. RefSeq names its product trophinin associated protein (gene TROAP). The transcript has 15 exons. Lineage: Eukaryota; Metazoa; Chordata; Mammalia; Eulipotyphla; Erinaceidae. The record is from RefSeq and is a predicted model, not a curated record. The coding region runs from base 242 to 2722 and encodes 826 amino acids.